Molecule: messenger RNA, 558 nt
Organism: Huiozyma naganishii CBS 8797
Lineage: Eukaryota; Fungi; Ascomycota; Saccharomycetes; Saccharomycetales; Saccharomycetaceae
Exons: 1
Coding region: 1-558 (185 amino acids)
Source: RefSeq, a predicted model, not a curated record
AUGAGAGCAGCGCGGUGCUACAGCGAGCGGUGUUACCUUACCCCGCUGCUUAUCGCGAUUACCCGAUCGAUGCUUCCUGUGAUAGCACCGGUUCCUUUCUUUUCCUCGAAGCAAAAUACGUCAGCGGAGGAUCUCUGCGGGCCCGUCUCGGCCGCCGCGGGCACAGAUAAGAGACUCGCCCGCGAUUGGUCCGCGGUCACCAGCGCCGGAACCGGGAAUCGGCGCCGCCCGCCGCGCUGGGCCAAUCACAGGGGAGAACGGCGCCAGAUUGGCGGGCGCCGCCUUAUCAGACACGAUUACCGGAUCCGGACACUGAGCGGCACAGACGGCAGGAAAAAAGCAAGAAAUUGGAAGACUCAACGCGGCCGGGCACAGAACUACCCGCAGGAAGGAGCCGCAGGCUGUGGCCCAAACAGGAAGUUUGGGCACUCUCGCAAAAAAAAAGAAAAAAAAAAAGAAAAAUAUCUGCGAAUACUGAAAUUGCGCUCAUACCCAAACGUUUCUCCAUCUAUCUCUUCAGUGGUAGAGAUACGUUGUGAAGAGGGCGUUGUUAUCUGA